Acaulospora morrowiae is the source of this 264-nucleotide messenger RNA. NCBI's taxonomy places the organism in Eukaryota, Fungi, Glomeromycota, Glomeromycetes, Diversisporales, Acaulosporaceae. The record is from the annotation of a GenBank genome assembly.
CAAGUUUCAGAUAUUCUUAAGAACAAAGAUCAAUGGUUAUCUAUUGAAAGUGAAAUAUUAGUAGCCAACUUUAAAAGAAUAUAUAGAGUAACAUAUGAAAAUAUAGAAGAAGCUAUAAAAAUUUGGAUAGAUAACAUAUUGUCUCAUGACAAAUUAAAUCUAUCAGACAGAAUACUUAUUGAAAAAGCUAAAGAAUUUGCAAUAGAGUUUAACAUUUCUGACCAGUUUUUGGCUUUAACCGAAUGGGUUAAGGAUUUUAAAUGA